CUGAAAGUGGAAACAGUGACGUCAGGAGCCCAGUAUUCAUAAGUCUAGUGUGGGUGGGAUAUUUUCAGUUCUUCACAGUUUAGAUUUCAAGCAAACCAUUGAAAGUCAUGGCUUACCGUGGACCUUCCUAUGGACUCAGUGCCCAAAUUGCAAACAAGAUUGCUGCGAAACGUGACAAACAACUAGAAGAGGAAGUAAUAGAAUGGAUUCAAGAAAUCUUAGGAGAACAAUUACCUAAUGGACCAUACGAAGAGGUCUUGAGAGAUGGUGUUAUCUUAUGCAAGUUGAUGAAUCAACUGUCACCUGGAAUCAUAAAGAAAAUCAACACACAAGGUGGUCAGUUUAAAAUGAUGGAAAACAUAAACAAAUUUCAAGAGGCAGCAAAGAAAUAUGGAGUGACUGAAAUAGAUGUUUUCCAAACUGUUGAUCUCUGGGAGAGGAGAAACAUUCCUCAGGUGACACAAUGCAUAAUGUCACUGGGCAGAGCGUGCUACCUCCAUCCGGAAUUUCCUGGGCCAUUUUUGGGACCAAAACCAUCGGAGAAGAACGAAAGAGAAUUUUCUGAAGAACAACUUCGAGCAGGAGAAACCAUUAUUAAUCUUCAAUACGGGACAAAUAAGGGAGCCAACCAAAGCGGUCAAAACUUCGGCAAUACACGGCAUAUGUAAAAGUUUUGUGCAAAUAUGCAGGGUUACCACAGGCGACUAAAAAUGCAAAAAGUGGUAAACUAAUAAAAUUCAAAAUUUUAUUGAAAAAUACUAAAGUUAGUAACUUUUUAGGGCAUUUUUUUUUCAGUUUACUGUUCAAAGUGAAAACUAAGAAUGUUAUUGAUUUACAUAUGAAUAACUUAAAAUGUAAGUUAUAGUGGUAGCUACAAUUAAAUAAAAGCAAAUUGAGUUUUUACUACUUUUUACAUUUUUAGUCUCCUGUGGCUUCCUUGAAUAUGUAAAAAUCCCAUUAGUACGUUUCCUUUGUGAAUUUUAAUAGAAUAAAUGUUGAUGUUUUAAUUGUUA
Molecule: messenger RNA, 1013 nt
Organism: Parasteatoda tepidariorum (common house spider)
Lineage: Eukaryota; Metazoa; Arthropoda; Arachnida; Araneae; Theridiidae
Product: muscle-specific protein 20
Biological process (GO): actomyosin structure organization; actin filament organization
Cellular component (GO): actin cytoskeleton
Molecular function (GO): actin filament binding
Source: RefSeq, a predicted model, not a curated record